Molecule: messenger RNA, 1844 nt
Organism: Nematolebias whitei (Rio pearlfish)
Lineage: Eukaryota; Metazoa; Chordata; Actinopteri; Cyprinodontiformes; Rivulidae
Product: gastrula zinc finger protein XlCGF28.1-like
Exons: 2
Coding region: 89-1483 (464 amino acids)
Cellular component (GO): nucleus
Source: RefSeq, a predicted model, not a curated record
ACCGGACGUGCACCCGGCGCUAGCAGCGUUAGCAUCGUUAGCUCUGUGUGCGUGUGAGAGGUGAAUGUGUUGAGUGUGUGCAGCAACAAUGUCUUCAGUUCAGUCUCUGAGAGAGUUUAUCAGCGAGCGACUAACUGCUGCUGCUGAAGAAAUAUUCACAGAGUUUGAAAAAACCAUCGUCCGGUACGAGGAAGAGAUCGAUCGUCAGCGCAGACUGCUGGACAUCAGCUGGAAACCUCACACACACCUGCACACAACAGACGUCCCGCAGCAUCAUGACUGGAAAGAGAAGGAGAAUCAGCAUCUCUGUGACCCAGAGAGGAGCUUCAGUCCAGACCAGGAGGAACCAGAAGCUGCCCAGCUGAAAGAGGAGCAGGAAGAACUCCGUGUCAGUCAGGAUGAGGAGCAGCUGGUUCUGAAGCUCGAGGCUGAAGCCUUCAUGGUGACUCCUGCUUUUGAGCAAAGAGACCACAGUGAACCAGAACCAAACUGGGAACAGCUCCUCCCUAUGAACUUUCCUGAGCCCGAGAACCAAGACCAGGAAGAAGCAGGACCAUCUGGAGACGGAGAACUGAACCCAGGAAAGUGGUUUGAUCCUGAGUCGAAUGAAAAACCUGUAAAAUGUGACAUUUGUGGAAAAGCCUUUCGACAUAAUUAUCAAAUGAAGGAGCACAGAAGAAUCCACACUGGUGAGAAGCCCUUCUCCUGUAAGUUCUGUGGUAAAACCUUCAUGAGAAGCUGUGGCCUGAUGGUCCACACCAGAACCCACACGGACCAGAGGCCUUAUUCCUGUAAGGUCUGCAGUAAACGCUUCAUCCAGCACAACACGUUGGUCUACCACAUGCGGGUCCACACUGGUGAGAAGCCCCACACGUGUCAGACUUGUGGAAAAGGCUUCACAGUAAAGAGCCAGUUAACCAUUCACGCCAGGUCUCACACAGGUGAGAGGCCUUAUUCUUGUAACACCUGUGGAGAAAGUUUCAGCUGCACUCGCAGUUUUAACUCGCACCUGAGAACCCACACGGGUGAGAGACCCUAUCCCUGUCCGACCUGUGGUAAAAGCUUCAGGAGAAGCGAUGAGUUGUUGAGCCACAUUCGGAUUCACACGGGAGAGAAGCCCUACACGUGUCAGACUUGCGGUAAAAGCUUCACCCAGCGAGGUCAGUUGGUGACUCACACCAAAGUUCACAGCGGUGAGAAGCCCUUUUCGUGUCAAAUGUGUGGUAAGAACUUUGCACGACGUGGUCACUUAGCGUCCCACAUAAAGACUCACACUGGUGAGAAACCUUACUCUUGUCAGACCUGUGGCAAAUGUUUCACUGAGAAUUAUAUCCUGGUGGGACACAUGAGGACUCACACUGGUGAGAAGCCCUUUUCCUGUCCAGUAUGUGGCAAAUGCUUCACCCAGAGAAGCAACCUGACUGUCCACGUGAAGAGACACCGGGGGGACGUACCCGUCCAACGGCAGCCUGUGAGACAGUGAAGACGUCAUCAGACUGAGGGAGGACAGCUUGAAAUCAGAAUCUGAUCAGAACCACAGGAUCAUCUGCAGGAAACAAACAGACCAGAACAUCAACAGGACCAGAAGCUUCUGUUGGUUCUAAAGUAAACCGAACAUCUGGAGGGGAAAAGUUCUAAAUGUGGUUUGUGUUGAAGGAGGUCUUUAAAUAUAACAUGGCUCUGUUUAUAUAAAGUGUUGUUUUAUAACUGACUGAUCAGGUUUGAUUUUAAUGUUCCUGAGAAGUUAAAUCUGACGUGUUUCUCAGUUCUGAUUAAAUCAACCUAAAAGUUAGUUUUUGUUCUGAACGUGUUUGUUUAUGAAGAUUUGUUAGUUUUAAAUCAAA